Molecule: messenger RNA, 5233 nt
Organism: Calidris pugnax (ruff)
Lineage: Eukaryota; Metazoa; Chordata; Aves; Charadriiformes; Scolopacidae
Gene: PDS5A
Product: PDS5 cohesin associated factor A
Exons: 32
Coding region: 48-4040 (1330 amino acids)
Biological process (GO): mitotic sister chromatid cohesion; DNA repair
Cellular component (GO): chromatin; nucleus
Source: RefSeq, a predicted model, not a curated record
CGGUAGAGGACUGUGGAGAAGGAAAGUUUAUCACCAGCAGCGCCAGGAUGGACUUCCCUGCUACCCAACCAAAACCUGCUGCCGAUGGUAAAAUCAUCUACUAUCCUCCUGGAGUGAAGGAGAUUACCGACAAAAUUACCAACGAUGAGGUAGUUAAACGGUUAAAGAUGGUGGUAAAAACCUUCAUGGAUAUGGACCAGGACUCAGAAGAUGAGAAGCAGCAGUAUCUCCCAUUAGCCUUGCACCUUGCAUCUGAAUUCUUCCUCAGGAAUCCCAAUAAAGAUGUGCGCCUCCUCGUAGCAUGUUGCUUGGCUGAUAUCUUUCGUAUCUAUGCUCCUGAAGCUCCAUAUACUUCCCAUGACAAACUUAAGGACAUAUUCUUGUUUAUUACAAGACAAUUAAAAGGCUUGGAGGACACGAAGAGCCCUCAAUUUAACAGAUACUUUUACUUGUUAGAGAAUUUAGCUUGGGUUAAAUCUUACAACAUCUGCUUUGAGUUGGAAGAUUGCAAUGAAAUUUUUAUUCAGCUUUUUAGGACUCUUUUUUCAGUUAUCAAUAAUAGCCACAACCAGAAGGUACAAAUGCAUAUGCUGGAUUUGAUGAGUUCUAUCAUCAUGGAAGGCGAUGGAGUAACUCAGGAGCUGCUGGACUCCAUUUUGAUUAACCUCAUUCCUGCACACAAGAACCUUAAUAAACAAGCAUUUGAUCUUGCAAAAGUCCUGUUGAAAAGGACCGUCCAGACCAUUGAACCGUGUAUUGCCAAUUUUUUUAACCAGGUUCUGGUACUGGGAAAGUCUUCAGUAAGUGACUUAUCAGAACAUGUGUUUGACUUGAUACAAGAGCUUUUUGCCAUAGAUCCUCACUUACUGCUGUCUGUCAUGCCACAGCUUGAAUUCAAGCUGAAGAGCAAUGAUGGAGAAGAACGUUUGGCUGUUGUUCGACUUCUGGCUAAACUCUUUGGCUCCAAAGAUUCUGAUCUGGCCACACAAAAUCGUCCUCUCUGGCAGUGCUUUCUUGGGCGGUUCAAUGAUAUCCAUGUCCCUGUGAGAUUAGAGAGUGUGAAAUUCGCCAGUCAUUGUUUAAUGAACCAUCCAGACUUAGCAAAAGACCUCACUGAAUAUUUGAAGGUUAGAUCACAUGACCCAGAAGAAGCCAUUCGACAUGACGUUAUUGUUACAAUUAUUACUGCGGGCAAGAGAGAUCUUUCUUUAGUCAAUGACCAGCUGCUUGGCUUUGUAAGGGAAAGAACGCUAGACAAACGGUGGCGAGUAAGAAAAGAAGCUAUGAUGGGUCUUGCCCAGCUAUACAAGAAGUAUUGUCUUCAUGCCGAGGCUGGAAAAGAUGCUGCAGAGAAAGUGAGCUGGAUAAAGGACAAACUUUUGCACAUAUAUUAUCAAAAUAGCAUUGAUGACAAAUUACUGGUAGAGAAAAUCUUUGCUCAGUAUCUCGUUCCACACAAUUUGGAAACAGAAGAGCGAAUGAAGUGCUUGUACUAUUUGUAUGCCAGCUUGGAUCCAAAUGCUGUCAAAGCACUGAAUGAGAUGUGGAAGUGCCAGAACAUGCUAAGGAGUCACGUACGAGAAUUACUAGACUUGCAUAAGCAGCCCACUUCAGAAGCAAACAGCGCUGCCAUGUUUGGAAAGCUGAUGACCAUAGCAAAAAAUCUUCCAGAUCCUGGAAAAGCACAAGAUUUUGUGAAGAAAUUCAAUCAGGUUCUGGGUGAUGAUGAGAAACUUCGGUCUCAGCUUGAGCUGUUAAUAAGCCCUACAUGUUCUUGUAAACAGGCAGAUGUCUGUGUGAGGGAGAUAGCCCGGAAACUUGCAAAUCCUAAGCAGCCAACAAAUCCUUUUCUGGAAAUGGUUAAAUUUCUUCUAGAAAGAAUUGCCCCUGUACAUAUUGACUCAGAAGCCAUUAGUGCACUAGUAAAACUAAUGAAUAAAUCCAUAGAGGGGACAGCUGAUGAUGAAGAGGAGGGUGUAAGUCCUGAUACUGCUAUUCGUGCAGGACUUGAACUUCUCAAGGUUCUGUCCUUUACACAUCCUACCUCGUUCCACUCUGCAGAGACCUAUGAGUCUCUGCUGCAGUGCCUCAGGAUGGAAGAUGACAAGGUAGCUGAGGCAGCCAUACAGAUCUUCAGAAACACGGGUCACAAAAUAGAAACAGACCUGCCACAGAUACGAUCAACACUAAUUCCGAUUUUGCAUCAGAAAGCAAAAAGAGGGACUCCUCAUCAGGCAAAACAAGCUGUUCACUGUAUACAUGCCAUAUUUUCAAAUAAAGAAGUGCAACUUGCACAGAUCUUUGAGCCUCUUAGUAGAAGUUUGAAUGCUGAUGUACCAGAACAACUUAUAACUCCAUUAGUCUCAUUGGGUCAUAUUUCUAUGUUGGCUCCAGACCAGUUUGCUUCUCCAAUGAAAUCUGUUGUUGCAAAUUUCAUUGUGAAAGAUCUCCUAAUGAAUGACAGGUCAACAGGUGAGAAAAAUGGAAAAUUGUGGUCUCCAGAUGAAGAAGUUUCUCCAGAAGUACUGGCAAAGGUGCAAGCAAUUAAACUUUUGGUACGCUGGCUGUUGGGUAUGAAAAACAACCAGUCGAAAUCCGCCAAUUCCACACUCCGGUUAUUGUCAGCGAUGCUUGUCAGUGAAGGAGACUUGACAGAACAGAAGCGAAUCAGUAAAUCGGAUAUGUCUCGACUGCGAUUAGCUGCUGGUAGUGCAAUAAUGAAGCUUGCACAGGAACCCUGUUACCAUGAAAUAAUUACCCCAGAACAGUUCCAGCUCUGUGCACUUGUCAUUAAUGAUGAGUGCUACCAAGUGAGGCAGAUAUUUGCCCAGAAACUGCAUAAGGCACUUGUGAAGUUACUGCUCCCUUUGGAAUAUAUGGCAAUCUUUGCUUUGUGUGCCAAAGACCCUGUGAAAGAGCGAAGAGCACAUGCCAGACAGUGCUUGCUCAAAAACAUCAGUAUACGAAGAGAAUAUAUUAAGCAGAAUCCUAUGGCUAACGAAAAGUUGCUAUCCUUGCUGCCUGAAUAUGUGGUACCAUAUAUGAUUCACUUACUGGCACAUGAUCCAGAUUUCACAAAACCUCAGGAUGUUGAUCAGCUUCGUGAUGUCAAAGAGUGCCUGUGGUUCAUGCUGGAAGUUUUAAUGACCAAGAAUGAGAACAAUAGCCAUGCCUUCAUGAAAAAGAUGGCAGAAAAUAUCAAGCUUACCCGAGACGCUCAGUCUCCUGAUGAGCCAAAGGCCAAUGAAAAACUUUAUACAGUAUGUGACGUAGCACUAUGUGUAAUCAACAGCAAAAGUGCUUUGUGCAAUGCAGAUUCACCAAAGGACCCUGUAUUGCCAACCAAAUUUUUUACACAACCUGAAAAGGAUUUCUGCAAUGACAGGAAUUACAUUUCAGAAGAGACAAGGGUUCUUCUUUUGACAGGAAAGCCAAAACCAACUGCUGUAUUAGGCACAGUAAACAAACCAUUAUCUGCAACUGGAAGGAGACCGUAUAUUAGAACUACAGGAUCAGAGACUGGAAGCAAUAUCAGUGUAAACUCCGAGCUGAGCUCUUCUGCAGGAAACAGAUCAAGGGAACAAAGUUCGGAUAUAUCAGAAACUGGGGUCAGUGAAAAUGAUGAAAAUCCUGUGAGGAUUAUUUCAGUCACACCAGCAAAGACAGAACCUGUGAAAAACAAGGAGAUUAAUUCUGAUCAGGCUACACAAGGCAACAGCACUGAACGUGGGAAAAAAAGAACAGCAACAGCAUCUGGAACAGAGAAUAUUCAUCAAAAACCAGAAGAAAAAAAUGUAGAUGAAACAGGACCAUCACUCGCAGCAAAAACCAGGAGAGGGCGUCCACCCAAACCUGAACCUCAGGGCACCACUGCAAAAAAUGAGGAAACAAACAAGCCACCUGUCAGGGGAAGGAAAAGGGCAGCAGUCAGUCAAGAAAGUCCAGGGAGUUUAGAGGCAGGUAAUGCCAAAGCACCAAAACAGCAAGACACAGCAAAAAAGCCAGCAGCAGCACAGAGACAAAUUGAUCUACAAAGGUAAAAAGAAAACUCGCUCGAAAAGGGAGGAAAUGAAGGCCAAAUAAAGGCAUGCUCCAAGCUUCUGCAAAAACUAGGAUUCAGAAAUUUCCUGUACAGGAACUGAAAUUACUUCAAAACACACAGCUUUCAGCUCUGAAACCAGAAGGAAAACUAUGCUUCCCUUUCACAUGAAAUUAAUCCAAUGGAAAUGUAAAGCAGAAACUCUUGAGAAAGAGGCUAAAAGCAUCUGUACUUAUUUCCCCAGAGACUUUUUUUAUGAAAAGUCAAUAAUUAAGCAAAUUGCUUAACACUUGGUUCCAGUUCCUGCAUUCUGGAGUUUAAAAGUGUAUUUACACCAUUAAUUUUCAUGCUGCAUUUUUUUUUUUUAAAGAAAGUCAAAGGAGGUCCUUACACUGACAUUGAAAAUUCAUGAUCCUAGAGCCAGGUAUUCCCAUGUUUCACAGAAAAAGUAGAAGUCUACUGAAUGGAUUUUAAACAAGACUAGAGGAAAAAAAAAAUAACAAAAUUUUUUUUGCUUUACUUUUGGAGACUGUUUUAUGUAUAAUUCUUUCUGCCUGCCUACUUUUCUGCAAAAAUAAGAUGUACAGAUUUCAGUUCCCUGCUAUGAAAAGUCAUGUGGUGGCAAUUUUAUAAAUGUUGCUUUCUGAUUUUUAUCAGAGUGGGAAAGUAAUCACUUAAAAUUAUUAUUAAUUCGCAAGUAGACAUUUCAUUUUUUAAUUUUCCCUCCAUUUUAGUUUAAUAUAAUUUGCAAUAAAUGUACAUAUUGAUGUUUGUUUUAUAAAAACAUAUAUCACUUUUAAGUGUUUUUACUCCUACGGUUCUGUUGGAAUAUUCUAAAUUUUAAAGGAGUAAAGACAGUCCAGCAUUUGAUUUUAUAAUGUUUGUCACCAGAUUUUUAUUAUUGAUGUAAAGAAAAAAAAAUCAAUUUUUAAAAAUAGUUGGACUUUGGCAGCUUUGUAAGGAAAGUUGGAAAUGUUUAGGAUUGCUCUCAAUUUUAAGCAUUGUGCUGAUUGGAAGUAAGUCUGUUUUGCAUUUUGUCUUCCUGUCCAGGCUCAUUUUUUAAUGUUUAUUUUAGAAGAUUGUUGCAUCAAUAUUAUGUUUCCUGGCAUUGUUCAGCAUAGAUACAGUGUACACUUUUAUGUACACAUGAUCAUAUUUAAGUUUGUUGCAUAAAAUAAACGCUUUUAGGUGUCA